AGAAAUACAAGAUGGCGGAGAGUGCGGAACUGAAGCAGAUGGUGAUGAGUCUGCGCGUGUCGGAGCUGCAGGUGCUGCUGGGAUACGCCGGACGAAACAAACAUGGCCGAAAACACGAGCUGCUCACCAAAGCCCUGCACCUGCUGAAGGCCGGCUGCAGCCCCGCCGUGCACCUCAAGAUCAAAGAGCUGUACCGCCGCCGUUUCCCCGCCAAGAUCAUGUCCCACACGGAGCUGCCCCUGAGCCCGCCACACCACCCGGCCGCCGCCGGAGGGGGGGGUGCUCUGCCGGGGCUCACGCAGCUGGCGUAUGAAGCUCAGGCGGGUCACGGGGGAUCACCCUCGCCCGCCGCCCUCCUGCCCCUGUCUCUGCUGGGUCCUGGCAAGCACGAGCUGAGUCCCCUGAGUCACCGCCUGGGCACCUCCGGGCCCCUGCACCCGGUCCACCCCGACGUCAAACUGCAGCGGCUGCCCUUCUACGACCUGCUGGACGAGCUCAUCAAGCCCACCAGCCUCGCCUCAGACAACAGUCAGCGUUUCCAGGAGACAUGCUUCGCUUUCGCCCUGACGCCUCAGCAGGUGCAGCAGAUCAGCAGCUCCAUGGACAUCUCGGGGACCAAGUGUGACUUCUCAGUCCAGGUUCAGCUGCGCUUCUGUCUGUCUGAGACCAGCUGUCCACAAGACGACCACUUUCCCCCCAAUCUGUGUGUCAAAGUCAACGGCAAGCCCUGCAACCUGCCCGGUUAUCUGCCUCCCACCAAAAACGGCGUGGAGCCCAAGCGUCCCAGCAGACCCAUCAACAUCACAUCUCUGGUGCGGCUGUCCACCACUGUCCCCAACACCAUCGUAGUGUCCUGGAGCGGGGAGAUUGGCAGGAGUUACUCGAUGGCUGUGUACCUGGUGAAGCAGCAGUCAUCCUCCGUGCUCUUACAGAGGCUCAGGGCCAAAGGCAUCAGGAACCCCGACCACUCCAGAGCCCUCAUCAAAGAGAAGCUGACCGCAGACCCGGACAGUGAGAUCGCCACCACCAGUCUCCGUGUGUCCCUGCUCUGCCCGUUAGGGAAGAUGCGUUUGACGGUGCCGUGCCGGGCGCUCACGUGCUCUCACCUGCAGUGCUUCGACGCCACGCUCUACCUCCAGAUGAACGAGAAGAAGCCCACCUGGGUGUGCCCCGUGUGUGACAAGAAGGCGCCCUACGGGCACCUCAUCAUCGACGGGCUCUUUGUGGAGAUCCUCAACAACUGCACCGACUGUGACGAGAUUCAGUUCAAGGAGGACGGCAGCUGGGCCCCCAUGAGGGCAAAGAAGGAAGUGCAGGAGGUGUCGGCCGCCUCCUACAACGGCCUGGACGGCUCGUGUCGGACCUCUUCAUCGUCAGAGCACCACAGCUCCUCCUCGUCCUCCUCAGCCCUUUCCAACCACAACCACAGCAGCAGCAGUAAGAGGGUGGAGGUGAUCGACCUGACCCUGGACAGCUCCUCUGAGGACGAGGGCCCGGACUCCCCCGCCCCGGCCCCCGCACCUGUCUCUGCCCCCGCUCCGGCCCCUGCACCUGUCCCCGCCCCUGUCUCUGCACCGGCCGCUCCUCCGCAGCCGCAGCACCAGGCUCAGACACAGCCCCACACGCAGCCUCCACCCAUCAAGAGAGCCUGCCCUUCUCUGUCCCCAACGUCGCCCCCUGUCAUCAACAAAGGAGUGUUGAACCUGCACCACCAGGCAUCCCCUGUGAGCCGUACACCCAGCAUGCCCACUGUGGAGACGGGCUACGUGCCCCCAGUGCCCCCCCUCAUCCAAGACUACCGGCCAUACUACCACACGCCCAAUGACCUAUCAGAAUUGAGCUUCUUCUCUUUUCUUCAAGGCGACAAUCAUCAGCAUUACAACAUGGUCAUGGCUGCCGCCGCCGCUGCCUCCGCCUCCGAUGACCACGAGCUCCUUCUCAACCGCUUUCUGCCCUACACCACUUCCUCCUCAGGCCACUCCCACAUGUACCUCAACCAAUCGGGGGCCAGCUCCGUCCCCUCGCUGACCACGCCCACCAACGGCGUCAGCAGCAGCAGCAGCUCGUCCAGCACCCACAGCAGCACCCACAGCAGCACCCACAGCAGCACCCACAACAACCCACAGCAGCACCCACAGCAGCACCCACAGCAGCACCCACAACAACACCCAUAGCAGCACCCACAACAGUACCCAUAGCAGCACCCACAGCAGCACCCACAACAGCAACCACAACAGCAACCACAACCACCACAACAGCCAGCUAAGGGACCCGCAUCUGAAUUCGCACCCUCCCUCACACGCCUCCUCACACAUCACACAUCACCCAGGGGUGCUAGCCAGCCGCGCCAGCAGCGAAGCGGCUCUGGCAGCGAUAUACGGAGGAAUACCAGACAUCAUAUCGUUAGACUGACUAAGAAACAGUUUAGACCUAAAGAAAUGACUGUUCUGGAGAUCCGCAGGGUAAACCUUUUGGCUACAGACUGUCUAGGAGCACCAUGAGGCCGGACUAGCCCCAGUUUAUGAAGUCUGGGGAGGAGGGAGGCUUGUGCACAGAACCGCAGAACCGGUACCGAUGUGGCACAAAACAUGUAAUGACCUUUUGUUACGAAAGGGGGCACUGUGUACAGAGAACAAAAUCUAUUUUCCUCCUACUUUUGUACGCCGACGCCGACCACAGUCUAGUGCUGCUUUACGAACAGCUUUCACCCACUCAAGGCUUGGACUGUACAUUCGCCGGUUGCCAUGUACAAGAUUUUUUCUCCCCUCCUGGAGCUUUCAGUGUAUGAUUUUGUUUAUGCUAUUAAGUUAUUUAUAAUAUUUAAACAGCUAUAUCUAUAUAUAUAUAUAUAUUUAUGCAUUCCCAUAGGUGUCCAGGUUCUUGCUAUGGGAGUGUGUAAGUGGAGUUUAGCCAUUUUGUUUUAGUUAGAUUUUUUUUUUACAGUUUUGCAAGAUUUUAACGCAAUGGCCAAGAAGUACAAAACCGAGUCCAUGUGAACAGCUUUAUAAUGUAUGCACAAAGAAGUGUUGGUGUGUACAUUUAUUUCUACUUAAAAAUUCAAAUGUUAUCACUUACUCUGUUAUGUUCAUUUAACAGAACAUCACAACUGAAACUAUUUCAGAAGACUAUCUGGAGGUUUGUUUGUGUUCCCCGCUAGAUCCAAAUGAUUGUAUAAAAAAUCAGAGGUGGGUAGUACUAACUUUUUAAAGUGAUAGUACUUUUGUCAUAGAAUACUUUUACUCUUGCUUGAGUAAUAGUUUCAUUGAAGUAAUAGUUUUAGUAUUCAUUUGAUACAUUUAGUACUGUAGUACCAAGUAGAUUUGGGUUCCUCUUCCCACUGUGAGUGAGUCUAAAGUAACAAAAGCUUUAUGUGACAAUAAGAAAUGAUUUGGAACAUUUGUGUUUCUUGCAGCUCCUUCAGAUAAUAUUUAGUUUGUCUCAUUUUGUGCCUGUCCUUUGAAAAUACAGAUUUUGUGCAUUAUUUCAUGUUUUUUCCUUAGAAUUACUUUAACUUCAAAUUAUAUAUCAGAUGUUAUGUCCCGACAGUUACUCUUUAAGUUACUCUUAUGUGCGUAGUAGUUUUCCCAAAUUCUUUUUUAGUUAUACUUAAGUAAUUUCUUAGACCACUACUUUGUACUUCUACUUGAGUGAUAUUAGUUUGUUGCCUGAGCAGUGAGUCCCUUCUACAUUCUGAUCCAGAAGGAUUCCAGAAUCCAGAAGAGUCUGGAAUCGGACCACAGAGAGUAAAAAAACCUCCAUCCAAACCUUGAGACGAUCCAAACACAGCUGUUCAUUUGUAUCAAAAGUCUCUCAGAUGCAGAACGCAUCACCUCUUGUAAAUUAUUGUAACGUUUAGAACAAAAUAAAUAGUUUCUUUUACCUGAGAUAAACUAUAGUUUGGUAUUUCGAGUGUCGAUUGUGUCAGUCACGGCCUCUGAAAUCAGGGAGUCAGGACACAGCUGCAGAGCCCCUUGUCUUUGUAACGUUUUGUCAAAGUGUGUGGUUAUAGCUGCACAGGGAAAUCAUUUUGAAGUAACAUUACUUUUAAUGGAGUAUAAUUACGGCUACUCUACCCACCUCUGGAGAAAAAUGUAUAGAAAUAAAAAAAUUGACGGUGAUAUUGUUUUCACAACUCUUUCCAACAGACAGUAUUUGUUUUUUGCCAAUUAGUUUUGCACAUCUUGGGCCACCGUAGCUACGAGCAGAAUCAGUUUGAAGGUGUUUAUUCCAGCUGAAACCAUUUAUUGUUUAUUCUGUUUUAUUUUUUGCACAAUGCCAAAAAUGUUGAUAUGUAAGCUGUAGUGCAGUAGUGUGCCACGUGUCCUAAAUGUUGGGAGGGUGUAGGAGGCCUGCACAGCCACAAGGGGGAGUGCCUACACCGGGCCAAAACUACAGGAAUGUCUUAAACUGUGUGUCUCCACUAGGCCUGUCACGAGAACACUGUCACUCUGUCACAUUCUGAAGUGAAUAUUUCCACAGAUAAUAUCACUUGUACCUCAUUUCUGUCCAUAUUUUUUCUCCAGUACACGUCUUGUAGAAGUAGCUCUUGGGUCAGAAUCAGACCACUAUGUGCUGUAUGUGUGUAAUUAAACAUGGCUAUAUCUGCCACAAAUCAGGUGUGCUGUUUGCAUGCUAGUUGCUGCGUGACACCUAGUUUGCUCUUUGCUCUGAAUCCUUUUAAAACACACUCAUAAACUCGCUGAGGUGAAGGCAGGAGUGUUUAGGGAGUGGCCAGACAACACAGCUCUGAAAUCUGAUUGGCUCCCCAGGGGCCAGUGGAGCUGGGGCAGAAUGUAGUUGGCAAAUAAACUGUGUUACAUUUUACUUGGAAUACUGCACCAAAUUAUAACAAAAAAUAUUUACUUAAAAUUGUAUAUGCACAAAAUAUGAGACAUAAGUGUUGUCCAAAAUCAUUGCCUUCAGAACUGGAGCCCCACUUGUGGCUCGUGGUGUUUAUAAUGAGUAAGAGACGGUAAUUCAUUCAACUCUUCAUCUUAAAUGCUAACACAGUACAUAUGGUAUACACGUACUCAGUAGUACUAAAGGUUUACACAUACACAUUUAGUUGUUCUGUCAUUUAUUGAAUAAUACUUUGAAGUAUAAGUUUUUCUCGUGGCAGGCCUAGUCCCGUCCCUCCUCAAGCCCAAAGAAGUGCAGGCGGACAGUGCCCAGAGACAGGCCAUGGGAGGGGGUACCACGCGGAGCCAGUGCAGUGCACACAGGGCGUCUACAGGGGGCGCUCUCUGCCUGUGCUGCUCCCUGUUCACCACAGCAGGGUUCUCUUGUGAAUGUAUUGUACAGUGUUCCAUGUUGUACAGAAGCACUGAAGGGCCACAGUCAGGAGACACAGAAAGACUGUCACUCAAAUCAAGUGACUGUUCAAAUGUGAUCUUCAUUUCAUUCAUUCAUUUAAUAACAGUACUUUCUUAUAAAACAUGGAAGUUGUUUAGAAGCAUUUUACUUGCCCAGAGUCUGGCAGAUAUUACGCAUUUCACAUUAAAAUUUGCCUAAUGAUAUAAGAUUUUGUCUAAUUUGAAGAUUUUGGUGAAUUUUAUUGAAGCAUUUGUACUAUGCCAAAUUGACUUUUCAGACCUUUUAACCAUGUGAUAGUUGUUUGCUUCUCAUUUACAUAUUAUCAGUCUCCAUUUUCACCGCCACCAGUACACACCCACACUGACACACCCACACUGACACACCCGCACUGACACACCCGCACUGACACACCCACAGUGACAAGUUUGAUUUUCUUACUGGGUGAUACAUGUAGGAUUCUGCAGCAUUGCAUCAUUUUGUCUUAAAAGAAAAUAAAUCUGUGACUCCUUAGUGUGACGUGCAGGCCAAUGCUUGUGUUUAUAUUAUAGUGUGUACUCAAUUAGAUGAAGAGGCAAAAGUGGCACUGGAGAUGGAAUUCUGGAAGUGGAACUAGUUCUACCUUUUAAACUUUUAAAAUUACAUUUUUACAUUUAAACUGGUAUUUACAUCCAAAUUUGAAAAUGUAAAUGUACUGUCCACUUGAUCACAUUUGAACAAGAAUGCUCCUUUAGUGAUGAGUCUGUAAACCUUUAGUGUCACAUUCUUCUGUUGGUCCUUGGUUUCUAAAGUAAGAUGUGUGUCUCUUGAGUGCUUCUUCGUGUCGGCUGAUUUAGAAUAAAUGUAUCCUGUGCAGAGAUAAGACACAUGGUCAGUAACACGCUGUCCUAACUCAUGAAUGCAGCAUUUAAAAACUCUGUAUUGAGAAUCACAAAGCCUCCAACAGUGACACAAGAGCUGUUUAAAAGAGCUGUUUCAAUGUGUAAAACCAAACUGUAAUAAAACCCAGUGAUUCCAGUGGUGUGAGACAGCCUGAUUCUCUAGGAGACAUGCGCGGCCUGCUGACCCCUCGUCCUGACCCCCACCCACAGACUGUAUAUAAAAAUGGACAUAGUUCACCCACUUGCCACCAUUGUCCAAACUGGAAGUGAAGAUGGACACACUUUUGGGCUCCAUCAACAAUGGCUCCAGUUCACUUCAUUUUGCUAUUUUGUGCAUAAAUCAAGAUAUGAACAUUAACAACAGACAAAUCAGACACCUUCUUCCAUGAAGUCGCUCCCACUAGUGCUAACAGCGGGUUAGAUUGACAGCGUUGCUAAGCGCCCUCUCCCUGGCUCUUUGGUUGCUAUGAUACUCGUGGUCGGAAUUCCAAAUAUGGAAUUCUGCUCCAAAUUUGCCCCUAGAACCUCUAGCCUCAGUGAGGUUUAAAAGACUGGAGCCAAAUGCUGUGAGUGAUGUUACCCUCCUCUAGUCCACUUCUUUAUACAGUCUGUGACCCCGUUAGGAUCUGUCUACUGCAUUGUGUUCAUUUACAAUGGUCUUAUUUCAAUUUUUCAUUUCAAUUCCCUACUUAAUUGUCAUAAUUUAUCUUUUCAUCCAUGUCAAAAUUGUUUUUUAGAGUUUCUACCUUGUUAUAAUGUUCCCUCAUCAAAAACAUGCCUGAAGAGGUUUGAGUUGUAUCCAUGCAUGUUUGAGUAAUCUAGUGAUCUCUCCUGGGCACUAUUCAAACCCUCCUUAUAGUUAGCUGUAAGAUUCUGUACAAGACUCCGCCCACAAGCCUACAUCACCCAUCCUGCCACACGACAGCUCUCCAUAAAUAUACAAACACAGGAUUCUAACUUGACAAACCUGAUGUGAUGUGCAGUGGUUUGAUUAGCGGGACGCAUGUGGAUUGUGUUGUGAUAGCACUCUUAAGGGGGAGUGACUCUGGAGUUUGAGACUCAGACUAUCAAAAACAAAAGUGAGAUUUAUAAACAUGUUAAUACAUUGGUUUGGGCAAAAAUAGCAUUUUCAAAACACUUAAAGGCAACAUGGUGAUCUAAAUAUGUUGUGUUACAGUCAAUACCGCACAGACGUCACCCCCCCCCAAAUCCACACUUCCCUUUGUAAACACAUGAACACGAGAAUAAACCAUGAGCUGCUAAACAAAGACUCCCAUGUAUUUCAGAACAUGUGUGUAGAGUGGAAACCACAGGGAGAGCAGCUUUUACACAGAGUAACACCCCAUGAGGACGCAAGCACUUUUAGUUCUAUGGAGGGGCCUUUAUAUUAAUUAUAGGCAAUUAUUGUGCCCAUUGAAAUAGUGUUUCUGAUUCAACAGUUCACUGUACUUUUUCAUACUAAAGAACGUCCAUGUACAUGAUUCAGAGCAUACAGUGAGGUGUGGGAGUCGUGUUCAUGGGGUCUGGAGGUAGAGGGAACAGUGUGAUUGGGCUGACAGGUGUUCGCACUUCAAACUCCGCCCCUUCAGCCAGGUGUUUGUAUCACAAUACCUGGCUGUAAGUAGAAAUGUAAAAGGAGUGAUGUGUUUAUCACUGUUUAUCCAUUGCAUAAAUGGAGGGAUACACACAAAGUACCACAAAGCCCAAAUCUGUGUGUCAAUAAUUUUAUAUAUUUUUAGAAAAAGAAAGUUGUUUGAUGAAAACGACAGACUGUGGACUCUGAAACAUUGUUGGUUGUUCUUGUGGGAGUUGGACCACAGCUCACUGCCUUAAGAUAUUCACCAUUGGUCAGAUGUGGAGAGGGGGCGGGACGUGUACAGUGAGUUUGUAAAAAACAAGUGACAAAUAUUUAUUACGUUGCAUUGGAAGACAUUGUUUACUUCUUGAAUGUUACCGUUUGUGUAGAAAAGUUUAGAUGUAAUAAAUGCAUUCUGUUAA
Messenger RNA from Boleophthalmus pectinirostris (great blue-spotted mudskipper), 8189 nucleotides. Its product is annotated as E3 SUMO-protein ligase PIAS1-like. The record is from RefSeq and is a predicted model, not a curated record. The transcript is spliced from 13 exons. Gene Ontology annotation, biological process: regulation of transcription by RNA polymerase II; protein sumoylation. Gene Ontology annotation, molecular function: zinc ion binding; SUMO ligase activity; transcription coregulator activity. NCBI's taxonomy places the organism in Eukaryota, Metazoa, Chordata, Actinopteri, Gobiiformes, Gobiidae. Bases 12 to 2174 code for a protein of 720 amino acids.